Messenger RNA from Megalobrama amblycephala (Wuchang bream), 3621 nucleotides. RefSeq names its product GTPase IMAP family member 9-like. The transcript has 3 exons. NCBI's taxonomy places the organism in Eukaryota, Metazoa, Chordata, Actinopteri, Cypriniformes, Xenocyprididae. Gene Ontology annotation, molecular function: GTP binding. The record is from RefSeq and is a predicted model, not a curated record. Bases 105 to 1013 code for a protein of 302 amino acids.
CUAUAUUGUAUACUUGUUAUCCACACUGUCAUGCUGUGGAGAUUGCAGAUUUUUUGUGAAAAUGAAGUGAUUUGUUACAUCUGCGCAGUUAUCGGCUGUGCAUCAUGUCAUCCUCAAGCGAGGAGAUAAAAGGUAGGAGGGGAAGCCUUAAUAUAGAAAUUCCAAAUUUCUCCUUGAGAAGGAUGGUGUUGGUGGGAAUGACUGGAGCAGGUAAAAGUUCUUCUGGAAACACAAUCCUGGGCAGAGAAGCCUUCAGAGUCGCCAAAAGUGGUUCAUCUGUUACUAAAGAGUGUGGGAAAGAGACCGGAGAAGUGGCUAGGAGAGAAAUUACAGUGGUAGAUACACCGGGUAUGUUUGACACAGAUAUUUCAGAGCAGGAUCUUCUGAAGCAGAAGAUCAGUAAGUGUAUAAACAUGACAGCACCUGGACCUCACGCCAUCCUCCUGGUCAUUAAACUGGGUCCGUUUACUGAAGAGGAGAAGAUGUCAGUGGAGAAGAUCAGAGCCAUAUUUGGAGAAGAAGCAGAUAAACACACGAUCAUCCUCUUCACUCACGGCGAUAAACUGACGGACCGCACUAUUGAGGAACACAUCAGUGAAGCUGGUGAAGACCUGAAAGAAAUCCUGAGUCGCUGUGGAGGAAGAUAUCACGUCUUCAAUAAUAAAGACAUGGAGGAUCGUAAUCAAGUUGUGGAGCUCCUGGAGAAGGUAGAUGACAUGGUCUCUGCUAAUGGAGGUGGAUUUUACACCAAUGACUCUUACCACGAAGUGGAUCUCAUGCUGAAAACAAAAGAAGAGGAACUUAGACAAGAAUAUGAAAAGAAACUACAAGAAAAAGAAAGAGAAUUGGAGUCCAGAUUUGCUAGAGAGAAAAAGAAACUAGAUGAUAUAUUGAAUGAGUACAAGCGUUAUUAUAAAGCAAAGCUCAAAGAGUUCAGACUGGAGUUAGAACGGACUUAUACUCAUGAGAAAAUACUGAUAAAGAUCCUUACCACGUUAAAAGGCCUCAAAUAAUUAUCGGAUUUAAACUCUGCAUGAAAUCAAAAUUUACUUUUGAUGUUAGCGCAUAUAAGUAGUCUUGGGAACAAUUAAUCUAAGUUAAAACACAGAAAAAAAACGUUUGUCGUGGUAAACUUGAAUCAAAAUCUGAAAAGUUACUUCCGGUCUGGAAUGGCGUUCCUUCUCUGAUAACGUCAGUUUGACGGCUUGGGUUGAAAACACGUAAACCACUCCUCUGUAACCGUUUGCUAUGAGCGAGAGAUGGAGAGGAGGAGCGCUGAAGUAAAACUCUGCCUUCUAUUCAGUAUUCCGUUUUACAGGGACUUAAAAAAAAUUCAAUCACAUUCCUGUUAUAUUGUCAGUCUUAUAUCAUAAGGCUUAUGAAGAGUGUGCAGUAUUACUUGUAAUUAACCAUUUGUAUUGUAAAUUUCUCGCUAGUGAGCAGGCUUUACAAUAGGUGGUGUUUUUAGUGUUUCAGGCAGGUUUUUGAGCCCGUAAGUCACGGCAAAAUCACGCCAAACUGCCUGAGCGCAAGGAAUUGUGGUAGCUAGAUGUAAACAAAUCAGCAUGGCAGACCGUACAAGGCUUAUGCUCAUUUACAAUCAUUUCUAUCUCCAAAGUGCUUAUUUGAGGGAAACGGAGGAAGGAAAAUGGUGCUUAAGGCAAAAGAAGCUGUUAUACCUUUUAUUUUACAUUAUUUGUAUAUUUGGAAAUGUAUUUGGAAUUAAUUUAUUCUUGCACUCAAUGUACUGUAAACUAGCUAACACUAGAAUAGCUGCUGAUAAUGCAUAACAUUUGCAGAUAUGUGUACCACUUGCAUAAAUACCGCAUCCAUAGGGUCUGCCAUUGUUGCUUCACUGGCUGUGUGACGUUAGAAGGCGGAACUGGGAGUGUGUCGAUCUAGUAGUUCACGGGUUCACGGGUGGGAAGUCAGGGGUUUGACUGCCGUUCCAGUGCACUUUGAUGGCUAGAAGGUUGGAAAAACAUGGGUUACGGGUUGCCUGGAACGUGGCAUCUGUGCUUAGAUGGCUAGAAGAUUAUGUCAGUAUGCUAGAGAUUGGUGCGGCUAACAGUUCUGGUGUAAACGACCCAAAAAUGACAAACAAGCAAGCUGAAACUUGCUUGACCAAACUUCUUGCUUCAUUGAAAAUGGACAUCGCAACACUUUCAUGAUCAGAUUUUAAAUUAAUCUUACAAGUGAGUUUGAGGACAUUAAAUCUGAAGUAAAGGCCGUUAAAACUGAAGUUGUCAGCAGCAUUGACCUGUUACGUGCUGAUCUAGAGUCCAUGAAGAAAACGGUAACUGAAAUGGAAGAAGGCCUCAGCGCAUACUCUGAUGAGAUAACAGGUCUACACAAAUCUGCGCAAGAGGGAGUCAGAGAUUGCUAACCUGCAGGAAAAAUGUCUUGACAUGGAGAGACGAAUGAGGGGAUGCAGUAGUUCCCCUCUGCAGUACAACAGAGCCAAGAUAUCAAUAUUCCUGGACUUUCCUCCAGCUGUGGAAAGUGCAAGAGCAGCAUUUAAUGAGUUCAAGAAAUUACUACGAGGAUGAGAUGGCAUUCAUUAUGGUGUCCUUCAUUCAGCCAAACUCCAACAGGUUUGAGAAAGAAUUUAAAGAUGAUUUACGAUGAUUUAAGAUGAGUCAAACCUCACUGUUAUUAUAGAUAUUUAACAGAUGUAAUAGGGCCUGGUCAUGUUCUCCUGAUAGUGUAAAUGUAUGUGGGUUUUUUGUUUGUUUGUUUGUUUGUUUUUUUCCAUUAUUAUUAUUUUUAUUAUUACAAUUAUUGAGUACAUUUACCAAAGCCAUCAGACUAUGAAGAACCUGUAAUAAUAAGCUAGGAUGAAGCUGACAAACUGAUUAUUAACAUCGAUUAAGUUUCUCUUUUUGUAAAUUAUCCUGUUAUAAUAAUCCGUUAUUGUUAAAGGGUUAGUUUACCCAAAAAUUAAAAUAAUGUCAUUUAUUACUCACCCUGAUGUCGUUCUACACCCGUAAAACCUUUGUUCAUCUUCGGAACACAAAUUAAGAUACUUUUGAUAAAACAGUCGAAGUGACUGCAGUGCUCCAACCUUAAUAUUAUGAAGCAACAAGAAUAUUUUUUGUGCACUAAAACAAAACAAAAAUAACUGUCAUUCUCAUACAUUGUUUACGUGUAGCGCUUCCAGGUUCUACGUGAGAUCACCUGUUCACUUGAGGAGCACAGUGCAUGCAUGUGAUAAGAGCUAAUGUUUGUGCAUUUAUAAAAUCGAAUUAAAUACCCUAAUUGAACUAAGACCUAAUCCUGGCUUAAGCUAAGCCCUGUCUGAAAUAUAUAAGGUGAAGAAAGCCCAAACAGCUCAUCUAUGGAAGCAGAGCAGACUCAUUAAUAAUUCACUCAAACAACACAAUGCACACAUGCGUAGCCAAUUUCACCAGCAUGAAACCAAAUUCAUGUGCAAAAAAUAAUUCAUGUGCAUGAAUAUAUUAACUGAAGUUAAAGAAGUUCAGUUGAAGCUAAAAUGUAUUAACUGCUGCUGUUUAGUCCAUGUGUGAGUAAAAACAUUUAUAAUAUUGUAGUAUAUAUAGUAUUGAUGGAUUCUUAUGUUUACUUAUAUAUAAACAUAUUCAUAUAAAAAAAAUAUAUUCA